Messenger RNA from Epinephelus fuscoguttatus (brown-marbled grouper), 5782 nucleotides. RefSeq names its product zinc finger protein 709-like. The record is from RefSeq and is a predicted model, not a curated record. Gene Ontology annotation, cellular component: nucleus. Bases 1733 to 3199 code for a protein of 488 amino acids. The transcript has 3 exons. Lineage: Eukaryota; Metazoa; Chordata; Actinopteri; Perciformes; Serranidae.
UUUUCCCAGUAUUCACCGGCUCAUUAUACAUUAUCCCGCUUAUUACACAGCUAAUUAUCAGUUAAAUAAAUAAUGUUGUCUGCCUCUGCGAAGUGCAUUAAAACCGACCGGAUUCGACAACUUUUGGUGAAAGUUUUGUACUCACCCAGGCUUAGUGGACUGAACCAAGGCAUAAAACUCGCGUAAAAUGUCAUUAAGCAUGACUGCCGAGUGUGUAUUCAAAUCUGUCUUCUUUUGUUUUUGGCAGAGAAAGUCCGUAGGUAUUCUUUUUCUUCAGCGGCAUCCGUUAAAAUCAGCCACUUCUGUUUGUUUUUUCCCUUGGAAGUUGUUUGACAGCUGCAGUGUUGCAGGGCAGCAUCCCUAGCAAUGCUGGGCUACAUAGCAACUGUGUGUAAUGACCGUUGCUACUAGCAGCGGUCAUUACACAGUAAUAUCAGACCGCUGAAUGCCGCUACUGACCAAUCAGAAUACAGUAUUUAAUAGAGCCGUGUAAUAAAAAAAUGCAAACUGUUGCAUAUCUCAGUCAAACUUAAUGCUAUCAACACCAAACCUCAGAUCCUUAGUUGGCAUGACACUGUGAAGGUAUGAGCCAAAUUUGGCGAAUGCUGGCCACUAGGAGGCGCUACAAAUAUGGGAAGUUUAUAUCUCUUAAACAGCUACAUCCAUUUCUACAAAAUUCGGUCAUUAUGAUGUAGGGCCAUUCCUGAGGCCAUAUGUUGAAGGUGGUCAUGACUGGUCAGUGUGGGUGUGAUUUAUUACAAUAAAUCCAAAUUGCCACACAUUCAGCCUUUCACGCUUCCAGCGCAUUUCCCAUUACAGCAAAUACCGCGGCUCGGACGUCGGCCCAUGUCCCUGCGCUUGCCCUGAGUCCGUCGUGCUUUGAGGCCGACUUCCGUGGGCUCUGUGGGGCACGGGUGCGGAGUUGCGCGGGGAGGCUUGGCCCCCGUUCAUAACUGCUUGCAGUUCUAGUUAUACAUGUAUUUGAUACAGUAUAGUCAUAAUACACUGUAUUGAUGAAAAGAAGUUAUAUGGUCAAAUAUGUUUAUUAUAUUUUAUUAUUAUUAUUAUUAAUAGUCAUUCCCAACAGCCGUUACUGACACAAAAUACCAUGUAUCACAGAUUACAUGGUUAAGUUUACAGCUGCCUGUUUUACACACUUUGGCCAGCAGGAGGUUUCGUGAGCACAUGAAGCCUUUUCUGAACCGAUCUGCUGGAAAGCUUCAAUGCUUCAUGAAGCUUCAUCUGACCAUCACAAUUGAUGGGAAUUGAUGGUUCAAAGAUUGAAAGGCAUCUCUGGUGUUUCAGAAAUCUUUAUAUGAGACUUUCACACGCUCAUUAAGUGCAUAUAUGUUAGGAAAGGACAGUAACCUUGAAUGGUCUCACUCUGAGGAGACUUCUAAGACCAGAACGACCUACACCUGGAGGCCUCCUCGCCACCACACAUUCAGACAGGAAGAACAUCACGGAGGGAAAUAUUCACUGUGCUCUGUGUGUGCUGCAGGUUUAUAUGGAUCUCAGCAUCCACUCUGACAACCUGCUUGUGGAGCUGUAACUUUAAACAGCUGACAGUGUAUCAUUGUCACAGUGUGGACAUUUCCUGUCUCAUCGUGUGUCUCUGUUUGUGGACUUCACAGCUCAUCAGUGUGACGAGACACCUCUGACUUCAGGACGUCCGUCUGGAAUCUGUAACCACUGAAGAAGAAGAAGAAGAAGAAGAAGAAGAAGAAGAAGAAUGAGUUCUCCAAAAAAGAAACAGAGAGUCGGAAAUAAAACCAGAUCUUACAGCUGUGACCAGUGUUUGAAAACGUUCCCUACGUCACAGCGAUUAAAGAGUCACCAGAGAGUUCACAGUGGAGAGAGACCAUACAGCUGUGAGCAGUGUGAGAAAGCUUUCACCACUGCAGCACUCCUAAAACAACACCAGCGUAUACACUCUGAAGAGAAACCGUACAGCUGUGACCAGUGUGCGAAAAAGUUUUACACGAUAUACAGUUUGAAGAGUCAUGAGAGAGUUCACUCUGGAGAGAGACCGUACAGCUGUGACCAGUGUGGGAAGGCUUUUACAGCUCUCCAUCAUUUAAAACAACACCAGGCCUUCACACACUCUGAAGAGAGACCACACAGCUGUGACCAGUGUGAGAAAACAUACAAAACAGUCGGAACUCUUCAUGUUCAUCAGAAAGUUCACACUGGAGAGAAACCAUUUCAGUGUCAGGAGUGUGGCCACAAAUUUGCUCUAAAUGCAAAACUACAGCUUCAUCAUCGAAGAUAUCACAGUGAAGAGAGACCCGACGUCUGUAAGCAGUGUGACAAAGGCUUCAUCACAGCAGGGGAGCUAAAGAUUCAUCAGAGAGUUCACACUGGAGAGAAACCAUACAGCUGUGAGCAGUGUGGGAAACGUUUUUCAAGUCCAAGUAACUAUAGAACUCACCAACGCACUCACAGUGGAGAGAAACCCUUCAGCUGUGACAAAUGUGGGAAAGCCUUCUCUCGGUUAUGUCACCUCAAAGCACACAGUGUCACACACUCUGGAGAGAAACCGCACCACUGUGAUGAAUGUGGCAAAACUUUCACUCGAUCAGAAACUCUUAAAAUACACCUACGUAUUCACACUGGUGAGAAACCAUACCACUGCAGACACUGUGAGAAAAGUUUCAUUUCUGUAACAGAUCGCAGGGUCCAUGAACGGAUCCACACCGGACUGAAACCAUACAGCUGUGAUGAGUGUGGGAAGAGAUUCACUCAGCUGUGUCAGCUCAACAAUCACAGAAACAUCCACACUAAAGAAAAAAGCUACCCUUGUCUGCAGUGUGGGAAGGUCUUCAGGUCCACUAGUUCCCUACUGUCUCAUGAGCAUAUCCACUCUGGAGAGAAACCCUUUAAGUGCAAACACUGUGAGAAAACAUUCCCAACAUCACAACAGUGCUCAAGACAUGAGCAUGUCCACACUGGAGUGAAACCAUACAGCUGUAAGCAAUGUGGGCAAAGUUUUAGAAGUUCAUCUUCACAGCACAAACACAAGCUCAUGCAUGCUGGAGUCAAACCACAUCAGUGUGAGCACUGUGACAAACGUUUCUAUACAGCAAACAGACUUAGAGAACAUGAGCGUGUCCACACUGGACACAAACCCUACUGUUGUGUCAAAUGUAAGAAACGCUUCACCUGGUCAGGUCGGCUGAAGACACACAAGUGUGUCUGAAUGAGAAACCAGACCUGGAUCCUCAUGAUUCAUCAGAGCACGCUGCUGUGUGCGCAUAGUGAGUCAUGGGAGGAAAUGAUGAAAAAAGAUAAAAAUAGAAAUGGAGUUCUGCAGGCGCAUCGCCGCAAUAUGGCGGUCACCAGAUGCUUCUGUGGUGAUGUGGUGUGUUUUGAGCUGAUACAUUAGUUGAAGAAAUUCACUGUUAAAAAAACAGCAAUGAUAUCUUGUUUUUUUACCUCCGUAAGAACACAGAGAUGAAACAACAUGGAUUUUAUUUUUUUGAAAAAAUUUUUUAUUCUAGACAGAAGUGUAUAACCUGUCGUUUAUGUUCACCUGAGGUGUGCGCCGAGGGUUUUAAUUUUUAGUGUUAAAAGUUAAACACUAGUUAUCAACAACCAGAAGUGUUUUUUCGUUUGUGAAUAAUUUUUAUCUUAAUUCUAGGGUUGCAAGAAACUACCUUUUUGACCCCCCCCCCCCCCCCAUGAAUUGUUGAAAUGAUUAAUCUGAAAGCAGCUUACAGUCUCCUGCCUGUAUGAUAGCCGAUCCCAAUUCACCCCUUCGCCCUACCCCUCGAAAAUGCGCAUGCCCGUGUAGGGCUGUCCCAGUUCUCUUUCCGUCGAGGGUUAGGGCCAAGGGGGAGGGCUAGAUAGCCCUUCAAAUGGAGAUUUUCCAGACCCACACUCCGAACGGAGGGCUAACGAUGGUGGCGAGUGGAAACGGGAGAGAGGCACGAAAAGAGGCCCAAAAUAUGUAAGUUUGUCUUUGUUAGUAAAAGUGUAAAAAUUGCGACAACCAUCGAAUUAGCUUGGUUUUAUGUUCUUUCAGUGUAUUUUAGAGCUUUUACUUUUAACAAGCGUGACAAAAAAGGUUGCGGUAACACUACAUAAUACGGCCUGUGUCUUUAGUAUGUACCUCCUGUUCACUUACCACCUACGUUACCCCAACUUCCACAGACGUACCGUGUAACUCCUGCUCACUUCCUGCACGUGUUUCCCCGUGUCUUACAGUAUAACUAGGCUGCUUCUUAGAGCGUACCUCCCGUUCACUUACGUCCUACUUUGCCCAGACUUCCAGUGUAACUCCUGGUCAUUUCCCACCUACUUUCUCCAGUCUUACAGCAUAACUCGCGGCCACUAACCACGUAAUUCGCAACAUCCAAACAACCAAAAAACAUUUACACAUCCCUGACAAGCUUAUAGACAUUUUCUGUGUGCAGGCUUGAAGUGGUGUCUGAAUUCUUAGGGGGACAUUUCAAGCCCCUAGCCCUUGACACUCUGUUUGGAGGGGCAAGAGCUAUGGGUAGGGCUAAAAAAGAGAAUUGGGAUUCACCCUAUCACAAUAAGGGGGAGGCAGCGCACUCCACUGUGUUGUUAUUGACGUUAUGGAGCAGCCUCUCUGCUGGAAAGCCCCGACACUGAGCAGGCUGGGUGUAGGGUUAUUAAGGUGAAACAGCCUGAGCAGACAGUUACUGUCUUCCACUUACAGUUGUGUAAUGCUGCAGUGUGAGUUGGUCAGCUGGUGUUGUUUGUUAACAUCACUGCUGAUUGCUGCUCCGCUCCCUUAACGUUAGACUCUGGGUGAUGAUGGAGUCAGUAUUCACAGUAUACUUCACAUACACCUCGUAAAUGUAAUUAUCUAGAGGUUAAAUUCAAACAAGUUUGCAACCGCUGCUGUUUGUCAACAUGAAUAACAAGUUCACUUUAGCAAAUCUACACUGUAGGCUGUCCAGAUGCUGCACUGCUCUCACAGUUGAGUUCCGCCACUUCUGUUCUAACAGUAUCAUUAAUAAACGUUUGGAUAAUUGAUUACUGGGAAUCGAUACCAAUUUGUCUUUGUCCGCAUUGCGAUGCAUCUAAAAGGCAAUUGUUUUCCCCCAUCCCUAAUGUACAUUAUACUAAAACAUUAUACUAGCUUUGUGUUUGAGAGGAGACACCUGCACACCAGCACAACUGGCCUGGACAGCCACAAAAAGUGUUCCCAGGCUGAGAUCAAUGCCAACAAAUGUCAGUUUAUUUCGGACAUCCAUGCACAACACGACGAGCGCUCAAAGUGCAAAACAGUAAUAAAAAGUGAUCAAAACAGCAGCAAACGUUUCAGUCCAUCAUGUUCUGAAUAAACUGACAUUUUUUGGCAUUGAUCUCAGCCUGGGAACAUUUUUUGUGUCUGUCUCGGCCAGUUGUGUUGGUGUGCAAAUGUUUCCAUUGUUGUCCAUUGUACUGAUUCACCCAACUAAAUAGGCGCAGUCUCACAGCAGUAACAUUAACAUGACCUUACAUACCAUACAGUUAUCCUUUGUCAGCAUUUAAAACCAUUUAUUGUAUUAUUCAUUCCUCUGCAUCACUUUCCAUCACGUUCUGUUGUUUAUUUUGUUAGUUCUGUUUUUGUGAAAUCACGUAUUGGAUUGUUUUUAGAUUCAUAAUUUGCUUUUCCUUUAAAACUUUAAGUGCUAACAAUGACAGCUGUUCAUGAACAUGUUACACGUUGUAUGAAGUGACUUAAUAAAGAUUUAAUAAAAAGUGAACGUGGAUGUGACACAUUGAGAGUUUGGAGCUGUUUUGGUAUUUUAAUACUUUAAUAGACUUG